GUUUUUUAUUAUUAUUAUUUUUUGAUCCAGGGCAACGGCUAUCUGCGAUUCUCUCGUUCACUGAUCUGAGUUCUCUGACUUUUGACGCGCUGACACUCCCUGGGUGGGAAAAGGAAAGGAAUGGAUUAUCCGCACGGCUCUCGCCGGGGCCGUAAUGCCGCGGCCAAACACGAGUUAUACUCAACGGUUGUCAUCCACUCUGGAUCCGAAUCAGAAUCCGACUCCGAUUCCCGUAAAUCCAAACCUAACCCGCAACCGCCUCGCGAACCGGACCCUUACGCCACAAUGCUUUUUAAAGACGGAGACGAAGAAGACGAAGACGACUCCUCCCUCCCUCCUCUCCUUAAACGUCUGCCUAAAGACUUCGGCGGCGGAGGCGGCGGUCCUGCCGACUUCGACGACGAUGACGAAGCUGGAGAUUUCGGAACUGUGAUCGUGAAAACCGAUCGCGGACGUAAAACUCGCGGUCAAACGUCCUAUUUGUUUAAGCCACCGGCGGCGGCGGUGGUGAGCCCGAUGAGGGCAAGGAGAGAUGAAGUGGACGUUGAUGAUGACGAGGAGGAUGAGGAUGGUGACGGGGAAGGUUUUGGGACGUUUGUGGUGAGAUCGACGGUGAGGAAUGAGAAGGAAGGGAGCGGGACGGUGGUGAAGAGAGCAGUGGCGAGUAUGGGAGAGUUAGGGUUUGGGAAGCAAAAGAGAUCUACUUCGAGUGCGUCUUUGCAAGGGGAAGAGAAUCGGUUCUUUCAAAACAGUAAGGUUUCCUCAAGCUCGAUUCCCGAUAGCGUUACUAGAGAAGAUCCUUCCACUAAAUAUGAGUUGCUCAAUGAGCUCGGGAAAGGAUCUUACGGGGCUGUUUACAAGGCUAGAGAUAUAAGAACUUCAGAGCUUGUUGCCAUUAAAGUUAUAUCUUUAAGCGAAGGGGAAGAAGGGUAUGAAGAAAUUCGUGGUGAAAUUGAGAUGUUGCAACAAUGUAGUCAUCCAAAUGUUGUUCGGUACCUUGGGAGCUACCAAGGGGAAGAAUAUCUUUGGAUAGUAAUGGAAUACUGUGGAGGUGGAAGUGUUGCUGAUUUGAUGAAUGUUACGGAGGAGCCUUUAGAGGAGUAUCAGAUAGCAUAUAUCUGUCGGGAAGCUUUAAAGGGCCUUGAUUAUUUGCACUCAAUUUUCAAAGUUCAUCGAGAUAUUAAGGGUGGUAAUAUCUUGUUAACUGAACAAGGAGAGGUCAAGUUGGGUGAUUUUGGGGUAGCAGCACAGCUUACAAGGACCAUGUCAAAGCGUAAUACUUUUAUUGGCACUCCUCAUUGGAUGGCUCCAGAAGUUAUUCAGGAAAGUCGCUAUGAUGGAAAGGUAGAUGUGUGGGCACUUGGUGUAUCUGCAGUUGAAAUGGCAGAGGGGCUUCCUCCAAGAUCAGCAGUGCAUCCAAUGAGGGUUUUGUUUAUGAUAUCGAUUGAGCCAGCUCCGAUGCUUGAGGACAAAGAAAAAUGGUCUCUUGUAUUUCAUGAUUUUGUUGCUAAGAGCCUUACAAAGGAUCCACGACUACGCCCUACAGCAUCUGAGAUGCUGAAGCACAAAUUCAUUGAGAAAUGCAAAUGUGGAGCUUCUGUAAUGUUGCCAAAGAUUGAGAAGGCUAAGCAAAUAAGGGCUGCAAUGGUUCAACAAGCACAAAUUCUUGCUCCUACCGUUUCAGGACUUAAUCAGCCAUUGGUAGGUUCAAAGUUAAAUGAGGAUUAUGGAGAUACUGUUCCAUCAAUGCCUCAGAAUAUGGGUCUUCAAGUUGCAAAUGAGGCUCCUGCAACUGGCACUUUGAAGAAGCAUCACUUAUCAGAUGGUGUGGAAGUGACAGGUGAAGGUGAGUUUGGCACUGUAAUAGUUCAUGGUGGGGAUGAGUUGCAGAAGUCAUUUGCUCAAAGUCAACUUCACAGAGGUAAAGAAGCUUCAACUGCUCUUGAACAUGCUGACAGCUCCUUGAUUAAUGGCACAGGGCGCCAUUUAGCUGAAUCAGGGGUGGAUAACAGAAGGGGUGCUUUGGCAAACAAUACUACAAUGGAAGAAUCACAUUUAAUGGCUCAGGGAUCUUCUCCUUCAAUAUUUGUCCCUCCUGAACUGAGUUCAGAUAUUGUUCAGCAGGCAAAGGCAAAAGGUGGCAGUGAAAUCCGCAGUAGCACAUUGAAGAAUGAAACUGUCAGCAAGAAAGCUUUUGCUUUGCAAGAUAAGCUAUUUUCGAUAUAUGCAGCUGGUAAUACAGUACCCAUUCCAUUCUUGAGGGCCUCGGACAUAUCCCCAAUUGCCCUGCUGUCGGACAAUGUCCUUGGAAGCACGCAGCAGGAUAGUAAUGGAACUGUGGCAGUGGAAGCACUGCAGGAACUUUUUGCUGGUGAUGGGCAACCAAAGAAAGGUCGAAGAGCACAAAACGAGUUUAACAUGCUACAGAUGCCACUUCCACCUAGCGUUUACCAAAGACUCACUUCAAGUUCUACACUAAUGAAUCUGGCGCAGGCCCUAGCUUACCAUAAAAUGUGCUAUGAUGAGAUGCCACUGCAAGAGCUGCAGGCGACCCAGGAGGAGCAGACCAUUCAAAACCUAUGUGACACACUACGAACCAUUCUCCGGUUGUAGAUAGUUUAUAUGCUACAUUUUUUUUUUGUUCAUGUUAUUUUUCUUAUCUCCUUAUGUUGUAAGGUUGCAUGAUAGCAAAAAUGAAUGUAAUCAAAUUUUCUUCUAUCAUAUAUUUCCUUCAUCAUCUAUGAUAAGAAAACCAAACCAAUGGUGUUUCAUCAUCGUCUGUGCAAAGAUUGGCUGUUGAUGGAUUAAGCUCUAGCUAACCAAAAUGAGAAAACGAACACGAUGAAAGAAAUUAUGGGAAGAAUUUUUUAUCAAUUCGUAAGGUUUAAUAUAAAUAAAUUUAGUAUAAUUAUGUAUCUUUGAAUUGGU
This is a messenger RNA of Durio zibethinus, 2928 nucleotides long. RefSeq names its product Protein kinase superfamily protein (gene SIK1). Gene Ontology annotation, molecular function: protein serine/threonine kinase activity; ATP binding. NCBI's taxonomy places the organism in Eukaryota, Viridiplantae, Streptophyta, Magnoliopsida, Malvales, Malvaceae. Gene Ontology annotation, biological process: protein phosphorylation; intracellular signal transduction. The record is from RefSeq and is a predicted model, not a curated record. Gene Ontology annotation, cellular component: cytoplasm.